Molecule: messenger RNA, 1430 nt
Organism: Cotesia glomerata
Lineage: Eukaryota; Metazoa; Arthropoda; Insecta; Hymenoptera; Braconidae
Product: feline leukemia virus subgroup C receptor-related protein 2-like
Exons: 7
Coding region: 28-1398 (456 amino acids)
Biological process (GO): transmembrane transport; heme export
Cellular component (GO): membrane
Molecular function (GO): heme transmembrane transporter activity; heme binding
Source: RefSeq, a predicted model, not a curated record
AGUUAUUUGAAUUUUAUAAAAUAUAAUAUGGAGGAAAAAAUAUCAAGUCAAGAUGAUAAUAAAGGAAACGGUGAUGAAAUAAAUAUAAAAGAAUAUAAAAAACGAUGGAUCAUGUUGGGUUUAUUUACUAUUUAUACUGGAUUAAGUACAUUUCAAUGGGUUGAAUAUUCUAUUAUUUCAAAUAUUAUUUCACGAUACUAUAACGUAUCAUCAUUAGCUGUAGAUAUGACAUCAAUGACAUAUAUGUUUUAUUAUGUAAUAUUGGUAGUACCAGGAUCAUAUAUGGCUGAAAGAAUAGGAUUAAGAUGGACCGCUAUUUUAGGUAGUUUUUUAGUAUGUAUUGGUUCUUGGAUUAAAAUAUUUUCAGUUUCUCCAAAUGGAUUUAUAACAACAUUUAUAGGUCAAUCAUUUUUAGCUGUUACUCAGGUUGUUAUUCUAACUGUUCCUGGCCGGUUAGCUGCACUAUGGUUUCCUUCACGUCAAAUUUCAACUGCUACGUCAUUAGGAAUUUUUGGUAAUCAAUUAGGAGUAGCUUUGGGAUUUUGGUUAACGCCAAUUUUAGUUAAAAAUCAUGAAAAACUUGAAGAUAUUGGAGCAGAUUUACUUAAAUUAUUUUGGACAAUAGCCGCUCUGUCUACAGCAAGUUUUAUUCUCGUUGUUAUAUUUUUUCAAGACGAACCAAAAUUACCACCAAGUGAAACACGUAAAUUACAAAAAAUAAAUAAUUUAGAAAAUAAAUCAGGCUUUAUUAAACCAAUAAAAAGAUUAAUGACUAAUAAAAGUUAUUUAAUACUAUGUAAUUCGUAUGGAUUAGGUGUUGGUGUUCUCAAUGCCGUUGGAACAUUAUUAAAUCAAAUGUUUCUUAUACACUUUAAAAAUGGUGAAGAAGAUGCUGGCCGUCUUGGGUUAUUGAUAAUUGUAAUGGGAAUGUUUGGGUCCGUUAUAUUUGGGUUUAUUCUUGAUAAAACUCAUAAAUUUAAAGAAACAACAGUCACCGUUUAUUUUUUAACUCUUUUGGGGCAAAUAUUAUUUGCUGUUGCCAUGUGGAUAGAGAUUAAGUCGACAGUAUAUUUAGCGGCAACUUUUUUGGGAUUUUUUUUAUCUGGAUAUUUAGCUCUUGGAUACGAAAUGUGUGCCGAGUAUACUUAUCCAGAAUCGGAAUCAAUUGCAACGGGAAUUUUAAAUAUAGCUAAUAAUAUAUACGGUAUAAUACUUGUUAUUAUUUCUGGAAAACUUAUGGAAACUAAUGGAGACUUGGCUGUUCAUAUUUGUUUAUGCGUUUCUCUUCUUUUUGGAUUUAUUAUGACUAUUUUAACGAAAGAUGAACAAAAAAGACAAGAUGCUCAAAAAAAAGUUUAUAUUAAUGUGUCAUCUACCGACAGAGAUAUAUCCCUAUAAAUAAUCAUCCAAUUUAAUAAUUGUUUAUUCAA